Patiria miniata (bat star) is the source of this 3615-nucleotide messenger RNA. RefSeq lists its product as uncharacterized. Bases 1694 to 2821 code for a protein of 375 amino acids. The record is from RefSeq and is a predicted model, not a curated record. Lineage: Eukaryota; Metazoa; Echinodermata; Asteroidea; Valvatida; Asterinidae. The transcript has a single exon.
CCACUGUUUGGGUCGUAGUGCCGCGAGUGAGUGUUUAAUAUUAGGAAUUAUUUAUAUAACUGUGGACAGUUACCUUUCUGCAAGAUUUCAGGAUAUAUUAUUUAUUGUCUGUUGGCACUGCGGAGGGACAGAUAUUUGGAAAGAUUCAGAUUUGAUUUGGAGACAGUUAUCAUCGUCAUUUGUUGCAUCAUCAUACUAGCUACUCUCGGCUCAGGAUGAUAUUUCGAACUGUGGGUUAUUGUUCAGCCUGCCUGCUGUAAUGGAUCGGAAAAUUCAUCCUCGACAAAAUCGGGAACAAUGGUUGGGCGUCUGUGAAAAGGUCUUGCCCCACUCCUUGAGACACAACUGGAGAUUCUGAGAAGGGCAAAGACCAGAAACGACUUGGACGCACAAUCAUUUUUGGAGCAGGUCUUCAGGAAUUAUUGCUGCAAUUCUGCCGAACGGAAACUGCACAAGCUGAAGCAGUUGUAUGUGGAUGAGAAGUAUUUUUGCAAAACUUCUACGAAUUGUUUGGUCUCCUCUCGACCAUCUUCUUGGAAUUGUUUGUUUCUUUUGCACGUGCGGACAAAAUGAGGACAGUUAAUCGAUGACGAUGAUGCCAACUGAUAUUUGCUGACUAAAUGGAUGAAGAUGAGCUGUUUACACAACGAUCUUCAUUGGCCUUAAUUUCCUCUCAGGAAAUUUCUCCAAUGUUUUCAACCAAGUUGGUAACACCAAACUGAUACCUGGUUGGGUCAAAGAGUAAUGUCUUCGUUGUAAAGGAACAUACUGCCAACAACUUUCGCUGAUGUUGACACCUUAGAGACUUCCUCCAGCAACCCAGAAUAGCGUCUCUGUAAACAUCAACAGAAAAAAAGUGACAAAAAAAUCGAUUUCUAAUGAAUCAACAUUCUUAGGUAUCGAACUGAUACGCCACACUGUCGGUUAUUUUACAGUCACUUGUCAUUCACACGACACGUACGUUCUGACGCUAAAUUAGAAACGCAACCAGAAGGAGGACUUUGACCACUUUCAAUUUUGCAGCCGUAAAAAAUAGAACAAACGAGACUGGAUAAUGUAAUUAGAUUAGCUAUUAAUGCGAUGCAGAGAUACUGUACAACCGAGAAAUGUGCAACGGUUAUAUAACGCACUCGGCAAUACCGUAUUGACUGUUAAUGAUAGCUAAUUUUCGUCUCCGUCACGACGAAGGAUAGACACAAUCUGUUCGUGGAUUCGUCAUGACGAAGCCGUAUCCAUCGAUGAGCGGGACUGUAGCAUCUCUGUCCCCGUAGUUUGGAGCUUUUCCUCGGCCUGGUUUCAAGCAUCUGGCGCCGGCUUGUCGUUGUAGAAGAAACCCCGUGGAUUUGGCUUGUUGGACUCCGGAUCUGGUUCACAAAGCGUGGAAUCGUCAAUAUUUUGAUGCAAAUUUUGGAUGGACGUACGCUCAGAGAGGAUGGAUAACUUACGUUUUUUGUGUGUGAGAUUUUAUUUUCAAGCCAAUGGUUUUAUGACAUAAGCUAAUUACGGAGUUGAUCAUCAGCAGAUGCUCAUUUUGAAAGCCCAUAAUCGGUCUAAUUAAUUUGUGUGCUGAGAAGGGCUACUGGCUUAGGUAAAACUGUGUACAUCAAUACACACAAUUUGAGAUGUAGCCGUUUUUGGUGUAUACUGAAAUGACUUAAUCUUUAUUUGGAGUUGGUGACUGUAUCAAACGAAGAUGAGUGUCCAGACAGCAAGCUCGAAGCCCAAGGAACGCCGGCUGAGUGUCAAUGUCGCCAUGGCGGUGGUUCACAAGACUAACCGGUCUGAGGACAAGAAACUGGAGAGGCGAGUGGAACACCUUAAACAGAAGGAGCACCAGGAUCAGGUACGACACUGCAGCGAGGUCAAGAAGCUGGAGAAGGAGCUAGAAUCCAUGCAGAUGCAGGUGGAGUCGGCUCCCCGGACCUUCACGAAGAGGGAGAUUGAGGAGAAGGACGUGCCGUAUUUGUUCGGGAAGAAGAUGACGGCGCAGCAGCCGAGGGCGAUCAGGAGGAGGAGGCACCGGGGAGACUCGGCCGAGGCCGCGCUGAACCGAGUGGUGAAGAAUGUUGAGAUCACCGGGAAGAACCGGUUCCGGUCGGCCGUGAUGGCGGUGUGCGUGGCCAAGGGACUCGGUGGAGGUGACUCCGAGGAUGGUGUGGUGGUGCCGGAUCAGGAGGGGGAAACUGAGCCGAUCCUUUCCGGGGAGGAGUUGGUGGUGUCUGGUGGGCAGAGCAGAUGUUCAUUAUCGGCUCGGAGUGGGUUGCAGAGAGGCAGAGUGCGCAUACAGACCUACCCUUCAGAGCGGCCUUACACUAGCCCAGUUAAAACUGCAUCCCAACGACGAUCAUCAACCCUACCACCACCUUCAACAACCCGUGAUAGCCAGAGCCAGCCCAAACCAGCCUCGGCUAGGAGCAUCAACAGUAGACGGAGCACUAUUGGGAGUCUGUCGUUCCGGAGUGACUCGCCGCCACCGAGUGUAGGCUUACCGGUCAGCCUCCCGGACCUGGUAGGCGCCGCCCGGGCCUCCAUCGUCCACGCCGCCGAGUCCGCCAAGGCAGCCACCGUCCUCAAGCGGCGAGGCAGCGCCGUCAACACCGUCACGGCCGCUGAGCGGGACCUGGAGAGACGCCGGUCUAGCGCCGCCCUGCGACUCCAAGGGAUCAAGCAGGACCUGUCCAGGCGGGAUUCGGACCUCCAGGACCGCAUCAAGCUGUUCGUGAAGACCAGCAUGCCGGGGGAGAGCUCGGCCAGAUCGCCCCGACGGCUGUUUGCGAUACCAGUUGGUGGUGAACCACCCUCCACCGAUAUGGACGACUGAAAUUUUGUUGUACAAAAAGCAACCCCCUAAAUUAAAAUUUUUAAAAUGAGCCCAAGAGAACCAGACUUAUGUUAAUCUUCUCUUUAGUGACUUGGUUAUAACUCUUAACUUUGGUAGAAGAUAGGCGGAUAACUCCGCAAGAAAAUCCUGGAGCUGAAGUUCUAAGGUAUCUGGUUCGACUCCCAUUCUAGCGUCGUUUUUCUUGUUCAAUCGAUAGUAACGAAUCAUUUGUGAAAUACUCAAGUUGGCAACUAAUGAAGAUCUGCCUUUUAUCGAUAAAACGAUCUUUUGAUAAAAUGUAAAGCUGUAUUAUUGUACACAUUUCGAAACCAAUACCAGCUUCAAACUCGUGUUCUGUUAGCUCUAAGCAAAAGCUAUCAGAGGUAGUCGACUGCCCUCUAUUGUUCGGUUGGAUCAUCUUUACUCUUUCGCUCGUACCCCCCGCCCUGCAAACAGGACGGGGGUACGAGCGAACUUUACUCUAUUGUUUGAACAUUGAAUUUUAAAGAGUUGUUUUUCAAGAACAUUGUUAUAAAUAAUUAUAAAUUAGACUUUUAGAUCACCAUAAUUAUUCUGUUCUAUGGAGAGAAAUUGUAAUGUAAUCUUAUAAUCAUGAACAUUCCACAACCAAAAACAACUUACCGUUGUGGACAAAAUAAUCCAGCUGUGGUCGUGUUCUUACGAAAAUGUUAUAGCGCCCUCUCGCUCUUCCUCUCAUCCAGACACAAAAAAAAUGAAUAUUAAAUUGUUUGACAAUGUUAUGAAGUUGCCAUGUUGGGGCAGUUGAAACUUAA